CCAGAGCCCCGUGAGGAGCGCUGCGAUCCCCGGCCCCUCAGAGCACAGCAGCGCGUGCACCCCCCCCCCCCCCCGCGCCCUUUUCCGCGCGCACUGCCCGCCGCGCGCGCGCGCGCGCUGCUGUAAGGGCCGCGGCAGCAGCACCGCGUGCCGGGGCGCGCUCACGUGACGGCGCCGGUUGACUGUGACGCGCGCGCCCGCUCGGCGCUGCACAGCACAGAACGGUACGGCACAGCAGGGCGGGACGGCAGCGCGCCCGAGACACAGCACCGCCCUGCGCACCCCGCCGCGCCUCACUUCUGUCCUGGCCCCAGCCGGCCCCGCUCUGCUCUCAGGAGUGCCACAGUAAGAGAAAAGCAUGAAGUAUUUUUAAUGAAAUUCUGCUUUUGAUCAAGUUGCUAAAAAUGGAUGUGAACAUUUUCUCCUGUGAGUUUUUGAUAAAUGGACAUUGACAUGGACUACGAAAGACCCAACGUUGAAACUAUCAAGUGUGUGGUGGUUGGAGAUAAUGCAGUGGGAAAGACUCGUCUGAUCUGUGCCAGAGCCUGCAACACAACCUUGACUCAGUAUCAGCUGCUGGCAACGCACGUCCCAACCGUCUGGGCCAUUGAUCAGUACCGUGUCUGCCAGGAGGUCCUUGAACGCUCAAGAGAUGUUGUGGAUGAAGUGAGUGUUUCCCUUAGGCUGUGGGAUACUUUUGGGGACCACCACAAAGACAGGCGCUUUGCUUAUGGAAGGUCCGAUGUUGUUGUUCUGUGCUUUUCAAUUGCUAACCCUAAUUCCCUGAAUCAUGUGAAAACAAUGUGGUAUCAAGAAAUCAAGCACUUCUGUCCUCGAACACCUGUCAUUCUGGUGGGCUGCCAGCUGGAUCUUCGCUAUGCAGAUCUCGAGGCUGUUAACAGAGCCAGACGGCCUUUGGCAAGGCCGAUAAAAAGGGGAGACAUUUUGCCACCAGAGAGAGGCAGAGAGGUUGCCAAGGAACUUGGGAUACCCUACUAUGAAACCAGUGUAUUUGACCAGUUUGGGAUUAAAGAUGUGUUUGACAAUGCAAUUAGAGCUGCCCUGAUCUCCAGAAGACACCUGCAAUUCUGGAAAUCUCAUUUGAAGAAGGUCCAAAAACCUUUGCUUCAGGCUCCAUUCCUACCUCCAAAAGCCCCUCCUCCGGUUAUCAAAAUUCCCGAGUGUCCUGUGCCAAGCAUGAAUGAAGCUGGAUAUUUGUUGGACAGCCCACUGUGUGCAGAUGUCAUGUUUGUUCUUCAGGAGCAGGACUGCAUUUUUGCUCACAAGAUUUACCUAGCUACCUCUUCUUCGAAGUUUUAUGACCUUUUCUUAAUGGAAUGUGAGGAAUGUCCAUACUUGGAUGAAACACAGUGUAAAAAAGAAAAUACAAAUAAGGAUUUUCUGACAAGUCACCUUGAGACAAACACUGACAGUGAUGAGGCAUCCUUGAAAUCUCCUGAUGUUAAAAUUCCCCCACCAGAAAGCAGUGAGUCUUUAAACAUGCUAGAACCUGAAUCUGGUGAAACAAACUCUGCAGCAAGAUCUCUGUCAUCCUGGGGUAAGGGGUUUGUUAGUGUGCAUAAGGAAAUGCAAGUGAAUCCUGUCUCAAAGCGGACAUGUCCUGUAACUGUGGUAAAAAUGGAUUCAUCUGUGCAGGCUGCACCUUUUAAAACUGUUUUGCAGUUUUUAUACACAGGCCAACUGGAUGAAAACGAAAAAGACCUCACUAGACUGGCUCAGAUUGCUGAAAUCUUGGAAGUAUUUGACUUGCGAAUGAUGGUGGAGAAUAUUAUGAAUAAAGAAGCCUUCAUGAAUCAAGAGAUUACUAAAGCAUUUCAUGUCAGAAAAGCUAAUCGCAUAAAAGAGUGCCUUUGCAAAGGGACAUUUUCUGAUGUGACAUUUAAAUUGGAUGAUGGAAGCAUCAAGGCCCACAAGCCACUGCUGAUCUGCAGCUGUGAGUGGAUGUCUGCUAUGUUUGGAGGAUCAUUUAUUGAAAGCUCCAACAGUGAGGUAGUUCUGCCCAACAUAAACAAGGUCUCCAUGCAAGCUGUUUUAGAUUACUUGUAUACCAAGCAACUGUCCUCCAGUCAGGAACUGGACACCCUUGAGUUGAUUGCAUUGGCCAAUAGGUUUUGCCUUCCUCACCUGAUUGCUCUAGCAGAGCAGCAUGCAGUGCAAGAGCUGACAAAGGCCUCCAUGAGUGGCAUUGCAAUAGAUGGAGAAGUCCUCUCCUAUUUGGAACUGGCACAGUUUCACAAUGCUAACCAGCUGGCAGCUUGGUGCUUGCACUACAUCUGCACCAAUUACAAUAGUGUUUGCUCCAAGUUCCGUAAGGAAAUCAAAGCUAAAUCUUCAGGAUAUUCCAGAACAACAAGGACCUUACUCCAACACAGAAGGAUCUCCAGUUUCCUUCCAAGUGGCAGCAGAUACUGGAACAAAGCUCUGUGGCAUCCAGGUACUGGCCUGUUUAGAGAUUUCAAGUCAUCUGCUACAGCCCUAUCUAAAAUGUGGAACUUGGAGCUCAAGGAGGGUAUCUCCUCAGAGGAUCUUGAAGAAGAAAGGCAGCAAGGUGUGAGGAAAGAUUUCAGUGUUUCAGUCUUCUUGUCCUAUGCACAAUAGAAGGCAAACACUCCUCUGUGUCUGCUCCCUGACCUCUCAUAGAUGUGAGAGGUUCACUCCUUCCUCUGAGAAGCCUUUCUUUGCUGCUAUAUCUGCCCAUGUCAUACACACUGCAUUUGGUGACGGCUUGUGGAUUUGAAGGGAAUAGGUGCACGUGACUAAAUAUAUGAAGAAAUUACUGGGGAUACUUGCAUGCUUUGGAUGUGUCCAUCUGAGAAUCUCUGGAGCUGUGUGUUUUCUUCAGCAUGAUGAAGCUCUUGAGGAUGCUCUGCCAAUCUGUUCUGUGUCCCAGGUAAACACUCCUAGUGCUGUAAUUUUACCUGCUGUAGGAGAGAUGCCUCCUGCCAGGAAAGCGAUGGGUGUUUUAUAAAACCAAUGUGGGUCUGUUCCCAUCACCUGUUUCUGCCAACCCCUGUUACUGCAAACAGAGUUUUGCUUAUUGUGGAAGUGACCUCCCAAGCCCACUGCUGUUGGACAUGGGACAAGCCCAGGUGGGCCUUGGGAUUGACCUGUUCCCAUCAACAGAGAGCUCUGGGGUCUCUGCACACAGAUGGGGACAGCUGAGCCAAACCUCACACCCUCCCCUCUGAGCCCUUGCAGGGGGCCGGUGUGGCAUGUGGAAUUUUUUGAGGUGCUUUGCGCAAGGCAGUGGUUGUGUUCUUCCAGCAGAUCCAGGCUGACAAGCUACAAUCAAGUACAGCUGGUUCUUAUAACAGUGGGACUAUUUAUCUUGCAGUCCCUCUGUGUGGCCUAGAAACUUUAAAAUCACAGAAUCCCAGAAUAUGAUGAGUUGGAAGGGAUGCACAAGGGUCAUCGAGUCCAACUCCAGGCCCUGCACAGCACCACCCCAAGAAUCAUAUCAUAUACCCAAGAGCAUGUAUCUUGAACUCUGUCAGGCUUGGUGCUGUGACCACUUCUCUGAAACAAGAAGCCUUUUAAAUUAGAGCAAACACGCUGAUAACCUCAUGUAGCCACAGGACAUUAAGCCUCCAGUAUUGAUGUCUCACUUUGAUUCAUUUAUCUGGUCAGAAGGUCUUACGGAGCCAAUUGAGAUCAUAUAGAUCAUAAUUUUAUAGCCAGAAAUUAUUAAAAUAAUAAAAACAAUAAAGUAACAAUAAUAAACCUUCACCUACUUUAAUGACAAAUCUUUAUGACUCCCUGUGGUAGUUCAGCAUGUAGGAAAAAAAGUGGGAAAUAUCCAUGGAAGUGACUCCUCAGAGAGGCUGCUGGGAGUUUCUUCUCUGCUUGAGAUCAGGCCAAUAAACUAGCCAGUUGUGAGAUUGACAGCAUUUUGGACCACUGAAAAGUGAGAUCACCUUUGUGAAUACCACCUUUUAAACCCAAACCUGGGAACCCCUUCUCUUUGUUUUGUGGCCUUUCUGGAAAGGUAUCAGAGCUCAGGUGUGGCUGGGCCCACUCUCCCCCACAGCCUAAGCAGCCUGAGGGGGGGAGGCUGGGCCAGAAUCCAGCAGCUCCCGGGCAGGGGAUGGAGACUGAGGGGAUUCCCCUGGCCCCAGGCCAGGCCAGGCUCUCCCAUGGGCCCUCCUGGGAAACCCUCUGGGUCCCGUUCCAGUGGGGUGGCUGAAGCCCUUCCCAGGGGGACCCCUGGCCGUGGGCUGGGCUAAGCCAUGGCUGCUGACAUCUCACCAAUAUCCUCUUGCUCACCCCCACACACACAUAGCCCACACAGACGGCUCCAGGCUGAGGACCGUCCCUGUCCAGUCUGGGCUGAGAGAGACACCUGAACUCUGACACCAUGAAGGCCUGGACAGCUUGGGCCAGAUUUAACCUUUUCACUACACAGAGGAGACCUGCAGACUUAAUCCCCUCUCCAGAGAGAGGAAAGUAGGAGUGAUCAAUGCGUAAAGAGACAAAGUGAAACAUCAAGGUCAGUAAGAGCAAGAAGUCAAGCCUCAGAUGGAAGAAUGAGGAGAUGCUUUAAUAAGCUGAAAUAGUCUUUUCACAGAGCCGUGGAGAGUGACAAUAAUGUUCUAAAAAACUCCUGUAAUUCAUGAAAGAUCACUGGGAGGAAUGAAGUAUUCAAACUGUAGAUCUGAGCAAAGGCAUCCAUUGAUGAAGCCAAGCAGAUGUUGAAGUAGCUGUGAUCCUAUGAGAGGCUGAGAUGCUUGAACAGAGAGGGAGAAGUGAGAGUUGAUGAAGACCCUUUGCCCCAAGGAAGAAGAGAAUCUCUGUUCCCAGAGAUGAUAACAGAAACAGAUGAAGCGAACCUUUGCCUUUAAAUAACUCAUCCUUCAAAAAAAUACCCCUUGAGUUCAUGGCCCAUGAACACACCUGAGUGGCAUGAAAAUGGGAGGAGGGCAUGAUGGCAGAGAUUUUUCUGGGCAGCAAGAAAACUGUUUCUUGUGGAGAACUCUCCAUGGAAUGACAAGAGAAAACUCCUCUCCCUACAGAGAAUUAUGAAAAAGACUAUUGUAUAGUUGCUUCUGGUUUAACAUGCCAGGUUUUGUCUCUAUGUUGGCAGUAGGGAGAGGAAACAGGUUUGGGUUGAGGGGAGAAAAGGUUUCUGGAGGUUUUAUUCUGGUUUCUUAUUUCUUGUAGUUAUGUUAAUAAACUUUCUUUAUUCCUUUUAUGUUUUAAGCCUGUUUUUCCCUUCUCCUAAUCCAUAUCUCACAGCAAAGAAUAAGUACUUGGGUGAUUUUGGAUAGAGCUAAAACCACCACUCUCCCAUAGCCUGAAACUUUUCUGUGAGUCCCAUGCUUUUUUCCCAUAGUCCCAAGUGUAAAAUCUGAAAAUCUGACUCAAACUCUUCAAUAGGUGAAAGUCUUUCUGGGCCCUUAAAAGAGAAUUCACUGAAUAGAAAAAUAUUUCCUUUGGAAGCCAAUUUAUUAAAAUGGCAAGGUCAAGCACUGUCAAAACCAUGGCAAAUGCUUUGAGCCUGUCACUUUGAAAUUGUAAGGCCAGAUGGUGAGAAAUUUCUUCACCUGAAGAAAUCUUCUUCAAAGAUUUCUUGCUGGUCAGGGAACUUUCUGAAUGUUCAGUUACUUAGACCAGACUAGUUUUGGGGUGUUUUUAAGGUAUAUUUUCUGUAAGCUUGGAUUACUUUUCAUUUGUUGUAGGCUAAUAACACAUAUCCCCUAGGACAGGCCAGCUGCUUGAAGGUAGUAUCAUGUCCCAGAAUAACCUUUCCAUUUGACCAUGCCUUUGAUAAAUCAAGGAAGCCUGUAACCUUAUUCCUUGUUCCUCCUCAAUCUUGGCAAGCAAUUGUAAAGCAGUGGCACGUUAGUUUUGAUUUGUUUGGUUGUUUUUUCCCCAGGAGACCUGAAGUAACAGAAUCAGUACAGGGCUUAAAAUCCAGACAGCAGGACAAUCCCUGUCCUAACACAAGGAAUGACUGCAGAAUAACUAGUGCUGGUUGUGGUUUGGCUACUGAACUGAAAACUGCCUGGGGUAUGCCCUUAACAUGCUCUGAGACUGUUCAGAAUUUUGGGGAUUUGUUUAUCUGGUUGCUGCUGAAGAAGCUUUCCUUCCUCUGGUAUUUUAAAGGCAUGUGUUGUGACCUGUCACUUGCUAGAUUUGUUUGAUGUGAAACUGGAGUCUGGCCAUGGAAAAGCACACUGCAGGAAUGUGUUUAUUUUGCUCUCUGCUGGAGAUAACACUAGUUUCCAGUUUUCUUGACUUAGUUUCAGCUGAGUGUUGUGUUGUAAUAAUCAAAUUCAGGAGGAAAAGUGGCAUGUGAGGUCUACCAAUGGAAGGCCCAGAGCCUGCAACUUUGCUUUAGCUUCUCUCAGGCAAACAGCCACAUUCACACAAAACUAAUUCCAGAAAUGGUGCUGGAAACACCAAAGUUCAAAUUCCCAUCUAUGUCCAUCAUCCCUAGGCAUAAAGGCACAUCUGUUGAGCCUGUUGCUUUCAUUAGCUGGGAGAUACUCCCAUAUUUCAAAACAUCAAAUGGAUUUCAAGGCCAGUUACUCCUACCCUACGAAUUAAAGAAAUCAAAUCAAACAAGCAAUGGAACCAAAACAAAACAAUUUUUUAAUGCUGCUUGGCUGCAGAGAGAUUGUCAAACACAAUCAUUUGCUUUGCAAAUGCUCCUUGUUUAAAGUAACUGUUACAUGUAUGCAGAGUACUCACAGUUCAAAUGACAAUAUAAAGGUGUUGAGACCUAAUUAAAACAGUUGAUUCUUGUUCAAAGCUUGAAGAAGGGAAAACCUACACAAGCACUGCUUUUUGUUAUCUAUAAACUUGUCUUUUUCUAAGUCAGGGUUAUUCAUAACUAAGAAAACAUUAAAUGAAAAAAUUAUUUUACAUAAAUUAAUAAAAUGCUAUGUGUAAUUUUUUCAUUACACCUGUUUUGGGUUGCAAUGCAAGAUGUAGCCAGAAGUAUAUAUUCUAUUACCAUCUGUUGAAACCAGGCAGGUGGGGCAGUGUUCUUUAUCUCUUCCAUGACCCAUCCUCUCUCCAAGGGGAUAUCUUCUUUUAAUGGGCCAUCCAGUCUCACUACAUGACUGAUAAAAUUGCAUCAUCCCAUUGUGAAAUGCUCCAGCCAGUGGGGAGGAGCCCAGCCUUCCUACCUGGAUAUAACCAAAGACUCAGAACACCACAGGCAGCCUUUCUCCACUGGAUUCCCAGAGAGAAACAGGACCCAUCUACAGCACUAGACCUCCAGAGGAAAACUACACCCUUCUGCAGGAUCAUUGCUUCAACAGAACCACAUCUGUCACUCCAGGAAGACUGCAGCCACCAUUUAAUUGGACUGCUACCAACAGGGUGUCAGGUUGUAUUCUGACUCUGUCAGUGGGUUUGGUUUUUUGUUUUUUGUAUUACUGCAUUUUUACUUUUAUUUUCCUAGUAAAGAACUGUUAUUCCU
Messenger RNA from Poecile atricapillus (Black-capped chickadee), 7447 nucleotides. It is a transcript of the gene RHOBTB1, whose product is annotated as Rho related BTB domain containing 1. The coding region runs from base 442 to 2619 and encodes 725 amino acids. Gene Ontology annotation, biological process: proteasome-mediated ubiquitin-dependent protein catabolic process; regulation of proteolysis; small GTPase-mediated signal transduction. Gene Ontology annotation, molecular function: GTP binding; ubiquitin protein ligase binding; GTPase activity. Lineage: Eukaryota; Metazoa; Chordata; Aves; Passeriformes; Paridae. Gene Ontology annotation, cellular component: cytoplasm. The transcript is spliced from 13 exons. The record is from RefSeq and is a predicted model, not a curated record.